This is a messenger RNA of Ficedula albicollis (Collared flycatcher), 3009 nucleotides long. RefSeq names its product Fas associated via death domain (gene FADD). The record is from RefSeq and is a predicted model, not a curated record. Gene Ontology annotation, biological process: negative regulation of extrinsic apoptotic signaling pathway via death domain receptors; signal transduction. The coding region runs from base 84 to 767 and encodes 227 amino acids. Lineage: Eukaryota; Metazoa; Chordata; Aves; Passeriformes; Muscicapidae. Gene Ontology annotation, molecular function: protein binding. The transcript has 2 exons.
CAUCGCGGCGGGGCCGGGCCGGGCCGGUCUCGUCUCUCCGGCGUCUCUUCGUGUUCCGGAGAAGUCGCUCUGUGCAAACAGGAAUGGAUUUCCCCUCCGGAAGGUUGGGACAGGAUGCCGAAAUCCCCCGCGCGCGGCCUGUGCCGGGCGCGGGCCCCGGCGCCGUGAGUCCUUUCCUGAGCCUGCUGAACUCCAUCUCCUCGGGUCUGUCGGACGCGGAGCUCUCCGAAAUGAAGUUCCUGUGCCGCGACAAAAUUGGGAAGCGAAAGCUUGAUGCGGUGCAAAGCGGCCGGGAGCUCUUCAGCAUCCUGAUGGAGCAGCAGCUGAUCGCGCACGACAACCUGGAAUUGCUGAGAAAGCUGCUGCAGCACAUCCGCAGGGACGAUUUGCAGUCACAGGUGGUUCAUUUCGAAGAGGAAGAACCUCAUGCGCCUGAUAAUCAGCCAGAUGGGCAUGAAAAACGUCUCCUGAAAGCAGCUGUUAAAGUCAUAUGUGACAGUGUUGGGAGAGAGUGGAAGAAGCUGAUGCGAGAACUCGGGAUGGCAGAGGUGAAGCUGGACAGGAUAGCGGCACUCCAUCCAUAUAACUUGUAUGAACAGCUUGUUCAGGCACUUCGGGAGUGGCAGUUGUGGAAGGGGAAGGAUGCAAAGGUGGGUGACUUAAUAAAAGCCCUCCGGAACUGCAACCUGAAUUUGGUGGCAGACCUGGUUGAAGAGAAGAUCUCACAGCUGAACAUGGAACCAGAUGAAAAGGGUAUAAAACUAUGAAUGAAAAAUCGGAGUACCUUCUUCUCCUCUGAACCAAAACAAUUAUCACUGGCUGCUUAUCGUGCCAGUUAUUUAUGUGCCUUAAUAAGUUAAUUUGUGCUCAGGUGAAAACUGACAUGGGAGCAGAUUCCUUUCAGGGAACACUUUGUAGUUUGAUGCUUCUUUCAAGAUAUUUUAACUUUCACAAGAUCUGAACUCCAUUUUGUAGAAAUUCUCACACUUUUGUUCUGCCACUCACUUGGAAAGAUUUGCUUUGCUGUAGGCAUUUUUCAGAUGCGCCUCCACUGGAAAUACAUUUAUGGGACACUUCUGAGGCAACUGGAAUUUAGAAUUUCAUGGGGAGGUUAGAUUUGUUUUUUAAUGGCCUAUUAUAAAUAGAGUGUGAAAGGGAGAAGGAGUAAACCUUUCAGCUGGAUGCUGGCUUUUCUUUUAGAGAAGCAUAAAAUAAUAUCUUAGGUAAUUCAUCAAAUAUAUUUGCUCUCCAUGAAAGGAUAUUAAGACAACUGUAACCUCAGACUGCAGUGCAAGACGGACAUUAAAUAUCGUGGUGGCUUUCUUGGAAAAAAUGUGCCUGGUUUUGAAAAUGAAAUCAAAUGUCUGUACCAAGUGCCUUCAGCAUCCCAGAGGAAGUGCUCUUCUGAAACUGUCCAAGAGACUGUGUGUCUCACAGAUGUUUACAGCAGCCUCUUGUCAAAGCUGUGACUGCUGUGGGGCUGCUUGCUGGGAAUCCUUCCAUGACCUCUGUGAGACGCUGCUCGUGUGUGCUGGAAGGUGUGAGCCACUCACAGAGGAAACAGGAUUCAUGAACCUGUGUGAGAUUCAGUUCUCAGCUUUCAUCUGGAACAAACUUCAGUCAGUGGCCUUCACGCCUGACUUAAGGCUGGAGAAAUUGCACAGUUGCACAGUCCAGGACAUGCAGGUCUGUAGAGGCCUCAGGAAGAAGAAUCCCAUGAGAUCAGUACUGCUUGAACAGCUGUAGGAGCCUGCAUUUCUGCAGACAUCUCCCAAGAGCCUGGGUAGAUACUGGAAGAGGUUUAAUUGAUGCUGCACCUGUGGGACUUCCAGCUUUUCCCAAAUUGUUUCCAUGUGGUGCCAUUGCUGUGAAGGGCUGGGUGUCAGCACAUAACUUGUGACUGCUCUGCAGAAACGUCGUGACACUGACAAUUUUCAAGUUUUUGUUGCACCUAGUGCCUCUUGCUCAAACAGUGAGGCUUGAAUACUUAAUGAUAAUUAGUGGAAACUGCCAUAAGUUCACAUGAUAGAAAAAUCAUUUCAUCAGGGUUUUUUUCCCUUCAGUGAUUCUUCUCAUCAUUCCUAGGAGUGCUCAAGGCCAGGCUGGAUGGGACUUGGAGCAAACUGGUCGAGUGGUAGGUCAUUGAUUGGAACUGGAUGAUCUUUUAGGUCCCUUCCUGCCCAAACCAGGAUUGUGUGCUGAUUCUCAGUAUCUUUCCAAUUGUAGUGUAUUAAGUAUCUCUGGUUGUAUCCAAGCAAAGGGAAAUACAGGAGUUGCCACCAGUCUGCCUCUCCAGCAGGCAGUUCUCCAAGUUCUUACUCUGUUUACUUGUAGCAAUUGUCAAUUCCAGGCUCCCAGGAGGAGAUGCUGAACUUCGGCUGAAUGACCAGCUCAGGUGUUUUGGAGAUUUUUGUUUCGUAGACACCAGGAGUAAUCAUCUUGCAGUAUCUAAAGAAAAGGAUUGCUCCAGCAGUUUUUUCUUCCUGCCUCUGAGCAAUCCCUGGGAGCAGAGCAGAGGAGUGGAAGUGAGUAGGAUGAGUUAUGUGAGUGUUCAAACAGCUCUGCAACAGCUCCAAGUCCAGUCUCUCUGCUGAACCGCUUUUCUUAUCCACUUUUAAUAAGUCUUCUGCUUCUCCGACGAGAUUUAUAUAGAAUAGGAAGAGUACACUGCCCACUGCAUACAGCCAGGAUAUUUUAGGAAUUGGUUGGAAUAAUCUGUUGGUUGUAGCCAAGCACUCAUUGGCUACAAGAAAUACUCUGCUUCAGGAGAUAAAAACCACUUGUUUCUUUAAGGAUUUUGUACAUCCUUUUACUGUGUCUGAAAGCAAUGACCUAGACUGUAUCAAUCUGUGCCAUACCUCAGAGUGAAUUAAGACUGUUUUUACGAGAGAUUAAAAUGUUUAUGUGAAAACAAAAUCAACUGAAAUGAAGGGAACAAAAUCUUUUUAUUGGGUGGAGGGAUAAAGAGUAGAAUUUGUAAGGGAAUCUUUUAUUUUCAAAUUAAACACC